Molecule: messenger RNA, 312 nt
Organism: Geodia barretti
Lineage: Eukaryota; Metazoa; Porifera; Demospongiae; Tetractinellida; Geodiidae
Source: the annotation of a GenBank genome assembly
AUGGACACCCCUCAUCCGCCGUGCGCCCGGUGCAACCGGAUUACCCGAAGCGGCUCAUCCUACACCUUUCGACCCCGUGGCGGCGCAGUUGGAGUCACCAAGUGUUUCCGUUGCUCCCUGCGGCACUGGCCCAUGAUUCGCCGGUCCCUGAUCGCCAGCGCGGUGGUGGGCACGGCCCUCACGGCGCUGAAUCAGGGCGAUACCAUUCUUGCCGGUGAGAUCACCGCGGCGUUGGCCUGGAAAAUACCGCUAACCUAUUGCGUGCCUUUCCUGGUAGCAACCUACGGGGCAUUGUCCAACAGCCGCAACUAA